AUGGCAUCUGGGCGGUUGCAAAGGUGGGCAUUCUUCCUUUCUGGAUUUGAUUACCAAAUUGAGUACAUUAAAGGCUCAGCAAACACAAUAUCAGACAGUCUAUCCCGUUUACCAUGUCAAGAUAAUAGUGAUCAAUUAAUAAAUGUAGGUAAAGACACCGAUGUGCUAAAUUGGGUAGAAGAAUAUUUACCUGUGAGUUUUUUACAAAUUAAAUCUGAAACAGCUAAAGACAAAAAUUUACAAAAAGUAAUUUGUUAUUUAAAUAGUAGCUGGCCUAAGGAUGUACCCUAUGAAUUAAAAUCAUUUUAUAAUAGAAGAGAUGAAUUAAUGAUAGAAGAUAAUGUAUUAGUUUGGGGUUACAGAAUGGUUAUACCUAACAGCCUUACUGAAUUAUUAUUAAGAGAGUUACAUAGUUCUCACCUUGGCAUAGUAAAAAUGAAGUCAAUGGCACGAUCAUACUUUUGGUGGCCAUCAAUAGAUUCAGAUAUUGAACGUACAGCUAAAAGUUGCACUCUAUGUUUAGAAAGUAGACCUGAACCACAAAAAUGUAUUUUAACGAAAUGGCCAAAAUCAUUACAUGUUUUUGAGCGCAUUCACUUAGACUAUUUAGGUCCUAUUAAUAAUAAAAUGUUCUUAAUCAUAAUAGAUUCUUAUAGCAAGUGGCCAGAAGUGUUUGAGGUAGACAAUGCUGACACAUUCAAUACCUUAGAGAAACUUAAGGAAACAUUUGCUAGAUUCGGUCUUCCUGAUACUAUUGUCUCUGACAAUGGCACCCCUUUCACAUCAAAUGAGUUCAGCCAAUUUUGUGAAACAAAUGGUAUUAAACACUUAACUUCUCCUCCGUUCCACCCUGCUAGCAACGGUGCAGCAGAAAAUGCCGUUAAAAGCUUUAAACUAAGUUUCAAAAAAAUCAUUAAAGAAAGUAAAAUGUCAGUUCACUCAGCCAUACAAAAAUAUUUAUUUUUUUAUAGAAAUAGUGAACACAGCACUACUGGUUAUACUCCAUCUAAACUAAUGUUCAAACGAAAUGUAAGAACUAGAUUUGAUAGGAUAAGGAAUAUGGAUAAAAGUAUUGAUAAAGCAAUAACUAGAGAAACUAGGAAUUACAAAGGUAAAGUGGACAAUAAGAGAUUUGAAAUUGGAGAAAAUGUGUACAUUAGGGAUUACAGUAAACCAAAUAAGAAUAAUUGGAAAGCAUGUAUAAUUGAUGAACAGUUGGGUAAUUCUACAUAUAUUUGUAAGGAUACAAUUAAUAAUAGUUAUUUCAAGCGACAUGUUGACCAAAUAAUCAAAUUAGGUACAUUCUAUGAAGUAGUAGGUUUAAACAAAAAAAUCAAUGAUUAUGAUAAUAAACAAAAAAACUGUGAUAAAGAGAGUAUUAUAACACCACAAGAGGAGGGUGAUGAGAAUGUAGCAGUACCAUUGGAAAUUAAUGAAGAAAGUAAUGAUGAGGAAAGACGUAUGCAAGGUGAAAUUAAAGUUCCUGUAGUAAUGGAAAACAAAAAUACCAGACCCAAAAGAAACAUAGUUAAACCAGAAAAAUUUAAAGAUUAUGUUAGUCAUAUGGGCAUGGUUGCUUUUAGUAACUAA
Acyrthosiphon pisum (pea aphid) is the source of this 1590-nucleotide messenger RNA. RefSeq lists its product as uncharacterized. Gene Ontology annotation, molecular function: nucleic acid binding. The record is from RefSeq and is a predicted model, not a curated record. Bases 1 to 1590 code for a protein of 529 amino acids. Gene Ontology annotation, biological process: DNA integration. The transcript has a single exon. Lineage: Eukaryota; Metazoa; Arthropoda; Insecta; Hemiptera; Aphididae.